UGUGACCGCUCCCUGUUAGCUGAAGCUGCUGUGCGGGCACGAAUGGGUUGCUUUCUGUCUCGGUUACAGCUACAAUACAAACUCCAGCUGUGGUUAAUGUUAUUAAAAGUCUAACAGACAGGUCAGGUAACAGUUAGUGCUCUCUCAGGUGUGUUUACUUCCACUGAAAAGGUGUCGUUUCCUGUUCUGGACUGUGAGUAAUGUUAGUUUGCCCCGCCUUGGCUUGGUGUGUUUGUGCUUGUGGUUUUGAAGAAGAUAAACUGUAACUGCUCUGAUAAGAUGGCGGACUGUGUCUCUAAGGUGGAGCUGAGUGUCUCCUGUUCUGACCUGCUGGAUAAAGAUGUAGGAUCAAAGUCUGAUCCUCUUUGCGUGCUGCUGCAGAGCUCAGGAGGGGAUAAAUGGACCGAGCUGGCUCGUACUGAGCGUUUGAAGAACACCUCCAGUCCGUCCUUCAGUCAACGUCUCAGAGUGGAUUAUCACUUUGAGACGGUUCAGAAUCUGAAACUGGGGAUCUACGACAUCGACAACUCCUCCCAUGACCUCGGCGAUGAUGACUACCUGGGAGGGGUGGAGCUAACGCUGGGACAGAUAGUUUCCAGUAAAACUCUGAGCAGACCUUUGCAGCUGAAGAAAGGCAAACCUGCAGGGAAAGGAACCAUCACUAUCACAGCAGAGGAGAUGAAGGACAAUAGAGCCAUUGUGUUGGAGAUGGAGGCUAAAAACCUCGACAAGAAGGACACAUUUGGAAAGUCUGAUCCGUUCCUGGAGUUUUUCAAAAAAGGAGAUGAUGGAAAGUGGCAGCUGGUCUAUAGAACAGAGGUGGUGAAGAACAAUCUGAAUCCCACCUGGAAGAAGUUUACCGUUCCUCUACAGACGUUCUGCUGCAGCGACCUUGAGAGACCGCUGAAGGUGGAUUGCUCUGAUUACGACAGUGAUGGAUCUCAUGAUCUGAUUGGUUCUUUCACCACGAAAGUCUCUGAGCUGCAAAAAACGGCACAUGGUUCACCGGUGCAGUUUGACUGCAUCCACCCUGAGAAACAGAAGAAAAAGAAGAGCUACAAAAACUCUGGAGUCAUCUCUGUGAAGAGCUGCAAGAUGGAGGUUCAGUACAGCUUCCUGGACUAUGUGAUGGGAGGCUGCCAGAUCAACUUCACUGUCGGGAUCGACUUCACCGGAUCCAAUGGUGAUCCUCGCUCGCCCAACUCUCUCCACUAUAUGAGUCCAGAUGGGUUGAACCAGUACCUGUCUGCCCUGUGGUCUGUGGGUCAGGUGGUCCAGGACUACGACACUGAUAAACUCUUCCCAGCAUUCGGUUUCGGAGCCAAACUGCCUCCGGACUACCAGGCUGCACACCAUGAGUUCGCCCUCAACUUCAACCCCACUAACCCUUACUGCCAAGGUAUUCAGGGCAUCAUUGAAGCCUACAGGAGUGUUUUGCCUCAGCUGAGACUCUCUGGACCCACAAACUUCUCUCCAAUCAUCAACCACGUUGGCUCCAUCGCCGCCUCCAGCAUGCAGAGUAACUCCGCCUCUCAAUACUUCGUCCUCCUCAUCCUCACUGACGGUGAGAUCACCGACUUCGACCAGACGCGUGACGCCAUUGUUCGGGCAUCACGGCUGCCGCUGUCGAUCAUCAUCGUGGGGGUAGGGCCGGCAGACUUUAAGGCCAUGGAGCUUCUGGAUGGAGACGACGGCGUACUGAGGUCGACUGUGGGAGAGGCUGUCGCCAGAGACAUCGUCCAGUUCGUCCCGUACAGACAGUUUAAAGAUGCUCCCCAGACGGCUCUGGCUCAGUCUGUCCUCGCUGAAGUUCCCAACCAGCUGGUUUCUUAUUUCAAAAUGAGAGGCUUUGAACCGCCAAAACCAAAAGCUGCCCCCACAUCCUAAAUCCCACUCCAUACAAAGUCUAAACCCCAGCUUUGCACUCCACAAACCCACCCGCAUCUCAUUCCAACUUUCGACCACGCCCCUCUGCUCUGGCUCCACCCACAAAGUCGACCACCCUUCAGGGACCAACCUGAUGUGUUGCAUGAAAUCUCAGCCAACUCAUCACAGUACAGCACUGAGCUGUCAGCCAAUCAGGAUGCCAUGAGCAACUGUUCCCAGUUAUUUUUUUUGGAUCACUUUGUUUUCUGUUUUUUAACUUUAAUAAUGAUCUUGAUGAUUGAGUAUUGAUUCCUCCUGCUGCUUCAGCACAAACUAUGCAGAUCACAUGUAUAUACGAACAUGUGUUAUAUCCAACACAGAGCCACGCACACACACACAUACACAGGCUCCAUACUCAACCUUGUCUCCUUUACCGUUGCCAUAGUAACAGAUUAUGAUCACUGAUCUCAUGAGAGUUGAUCUUGUGUAAAAAUUGUAUUGACAUUCAAUACGAUAUUCAAAAUAAUAAGUUUAUCACAUCACCACCUAGUGGACUUAAGAGGAACUGCAGCUGCAGGUACCUCACUGUAAUCGGUUGUUUCCAUGGUGACUCUAUGCACUCUGUGUAUGUGUGUGGCUCUGAUUAGCUUUAGCGAUCAGGUAACUUUGCACUUUGCUUCCACCCUGAAUGCUGGAAAAUUAUAUUAUAAAUGACAUUAUAUAUUCUAUAUCAUAGCUUUAUUACUGUAGCCUCUUUAGCCUUACUGUAGUCUUUAGUGUAGCCUGUGUGGCCUCAGCACGCUGCUUCAGCCUGAAUGUUUCCAGAUGUCUCGACUCUCAGUGGUGGGUUGAUGCUGCCAUCUUGGCUCCCAGCGCAGAACUAAUUUUGAUAGUUUGGAACACUGUACUGCAUGUCAUGGACGAUGUCAGUAUUAUACACAGGUCAGACAGUGCAUUGUGAUCGUCAUCAGUUAAUUGUUCACCCCGAAUAAACCAACUGACAUUGUACAUACAACCAGAAAUAAUAAUUAGAAGAUAAUAAUAGAGUCUGCUUAGGACAGGUUGUCUUUAAAAGGAGAGACAGUGUCUCAUAGUAAAGUGCCUUAUUGAAGUAACCCUCUGACAGACUCGUCAUUUUGCUGGGAGCCAACAUGGUCGCCUCAAACAUGAUGAUGUGAUACUGAGUUCAGGUCAUGUGGAAGUUAUGUUAGAUACUUAAACCAGCAUCUAAGUCAGUUUUUUUUUUACCCAUAUAUGAGUGACUUUAUAGACAUGCACAUAUGAUAAGAGAAAAAGGAGUGAGACUUAAUAAACGACAAAAAGCAGGCGAAAAUUAGUUUCAUGUGACCAUUUGAAAGAAGUAACCGUGGUCGCCCUCCAUCCAGCAUGACCGAGGAGCAUCACACUGAGAGUCUGUCUGAACAUCUGCUCUGUUUCUUCUGAUUUAUAUAGCUCCUCAUACCUGGGAUAACAAGAAUGACCUGAACGCGCACACACAAACACACGCUGUCAAAAUGUGUCAAAACUCGUGUUUACUGCAGCAAAGCUACGUUAAAAUCCACUGCUCAUUCAGCAACUGCCAACAAGUCGUCUGCAAUCACUUUAAAUGAAUAAAAUCAUCACAUAAAAUCAACUACUUUCUCUGUGGAUGGUGAUGAAAUGGAUAGGAAAGGAAUGAUUUUUGAGCUUUUAUAUUCCUUUUUUGUUACAGGAACAUUUUUGGCAUAUUUUUAAGGGUCCAUUUUAUUAAAGUAAAUUACACGUACUAUUAUUUGUAGCACUGAAGUUCAUUUUAAUUUUUGUUUGUUCUUCAUGUUUGGGAGCAGUCUGUGUAACAAAAUAAUCUCUUACUCUAGUUUUCUCUGGUGUUUAUAGCUUACUAACACAACACAACACGCUUUGAAUAUAGUGCUAUUUAUAUGCAAUCCAACCACAUCUCACUGUCUUGAUCAGCAAAUGGAGCACAGACUGAAGUAACAGGCUACAGGUAAGCGAACAUACUGAAUGUGGUCUGUUGUUUGUACUUGUAUGGAUUGGGGCUAUGAUUUUGUGUCCACUAGAGAUGUAUAACACCAGUAAAACAGUGAGGACCCUCGAUAAGAGACCAGACUAAAAUCAGAGAAAGAUCAUGCAGGACUUUCACAUCCAAACAACAGCAGCCAUCUAAAACAGAGACAGUGUCGAGUCCCCCUCAUAUGAGCACCACUCAUACACACAAGUUUAAUACUCGGUGAUGAUCUGAAUAAAUGUCCUGCAAGACAGUGAGAUGUGGUUGAAAGCUCUGGGGAAGAUUAUUUUGUCCAAUGUGACAGUGUAUUGUUUUUGUUUUUCUUGUUUUUUUACUUGAAGCAGUUUUAUGUUGCUUAGUUUGUUCUCCGUCUGUCUCUGUGGUGCCAACAGUGUCCGCUGCUUUAUGUGUCCAAGCAAACAAUAGAAACCAUCACCUGCCUCCUGUUUAGAGACUCCUGUGAACCUCCUACAGGAGUCCACAUGGGACACGAGACACAGAAAAUUAAGUAUAAAAGUUCAGACCAUCUUCUGCCUCCUGAAUCUGAUGAUUGGAUUAGAACAUAUUUUUAUGUUGUGAUUAGUUUUACGCAUGGUAGAGAUGUUUAAUGUGUUUGUUUCUAACCAUAGUUUUCAAAAAGAUGAAAGAAGUCGGUUUACUUCAGUUGACAGUUGUGACCAAUUUAGCCAAAGAAUGAACUGUUUCUUUGUUUUAUUUGAAUACAUUUAAAUACAUAAGUUAAUAUCAGGCAGUAAACCACAGGAAAAGUGCAAAUAUUUAAUAAAUGACCUCCUUUGUGACCUUUUGUGCAGGUUGGGAACACACACCAGUGACACCAAACACUAAAGAAUUAUGCCUUAUCAUUUUCAAGCACUUGAAAGCCCCAGAAAAAACAAUACAUUUUGUGUUUGCAUUUUAAUGUAUCUCACAUGUUUGUUCAAAACUGCACCAGAUUCUGUCGACUGAAGUUUGUCUGCCAGGCUGCCAUGACGUCCUCUUGCCAAAAACGUGAAAGUUGAAUUUUCACACAUGGUUUAAAGUGUUCAAAGAAGCCUUAGUUACUUUCAGUGACUGGAAAUGAAGUGAAUAUUAUCUAGAAAUCAUUGUAAAAAUCUGAUCUGAGUUCAGCCAAACAUGCUGUAUUGUCACAGAGUAAAGGAGAAAAUGGUGCCUUAUCUUAUCUUGAUAAAGAAUUACACCACCCACAAUGCUUUUCUCAACAGUGCUGCUCACUUGACCACUGUGAUCAAUCUCAUUUCACACACAUUGUUUUUCACUGUGUAAAUGUUAAACUGGUUGAUCCACAGCACUGUGUGGCCAUCGGCUUAAUUGCUCACUUAUUCUACUAACUGCUUUUAACCAGUAUAACUAUAAACCAAUAGCCUUUAACCAGUAACACCAUGUCUGUAUGAAUGCUUACAAUACAAUAAUAAAACAACUUUGGGAAAGUAAAAAA
This is a messenger RNA of Larimichthys crocea (large yellow croaker), 5330 nucleotides long. It is a transcript of the gene cpne1, whose product is annotated as copine I. Gene Ontology annotation, cellular component: plasma membrane. The transcript is spliced from 16 exons. Bases 280 to 1887 code for a protein of 535 amino acids. The record is from RefSeq and is a predicted model, not a curated record. NCBI's taxonomy places the organism in Eukaryota, Metazoa, Chordata, Actinopteri, Sciaenidae. Gene Ontology annotation, molecular function: RNA binding; calcium-dependent phospholipid binding. Gene Ontology annotation, biological process: regulation of canonical NF-kappaB signal transduction; cellular response to calcium ion; positive regulation of tumor necrosis factor-mediated signaling pathway.